This is a messenger RNA of Nicotiana attenuata, 2660 nucleotides long. Its product is annotated as CBL-interacting protein kinase 2. Lineage: Eukaryota; Viridiplantae; Streptophyta; Magnoliopsida; Solanales; Solanaceae. Bases 1043 to 2494 code for a protein of 483 amino acids. The record is from RefSeq and is a predicted model, not a curated record. The transcript has 2 exons. Gene Ontology annotation, biological process: protein phosphorylation; signal transduction. Gene Ontology annotation, molecular function: ATP binding; protein kinase activity.
UUACAUAAAAAUUAUUUUUAAGUUUCUUGUUUCGUCAAUUCGUUUGGACAAGAUAAACGAACACCCCCUUUGCUAUUUUCAUCUUAGUUUUUCUGAGUUAGUAUUGAAAUUGACCCUUUUAUCAUAGAGAUGAGUUUGGUUUCAUAUGUGUGUAGAAGAACCAAAUCUAUUAAACUGUUUGAUCGAUGAGUUCACUUUUCUUGAAUCUAUAGCAAAUUGUUAGUUUUCUUUUGUUCUUUGUUUUGUUUUUGUUAUUUCCAUUCUGAUAUUAAUUUAGUAUCUGUAGUUUUUUUUUUUUUUUUUGGUUAAGUAACUUGAAUUGCUAAUUCCGAAAAUUAUAGAAAAUUGGUUUAGUGAUAGGAGACAUCAAUGUUCUAUGGCAUAGUUUUCCUUCCUUAGUGCACCCUGUUCAGUUGAAUUUCUAGAAGGUUCAAUACAAAUAAAAAAGAAGGCAGCCCAGUGCAUAAAGUAUUCAUGGGUCCGGGAAGGGUCGCACCCCAACGGGUUGUAAUGUAGAUAGUCUACCCUAAUGCAAGCAUCUGGCUGAUUCUACAGCUCAAACCCGUGACCUAUGGGUCACAUGGAGACAACUUGACCGUUGCUCCAAGGCUCCCCUUCAGAAGGUACUUGCUGGUGAGUUUAGUAAAUUUUUGUCGAUCACCCUCUAAGUGGAUUGUGGAAGUUCACCUACUUGGUUCCCUGCACAUCUACUAAGCAAUUUUUGUGGUUCUUCAAAAGAGAGGAUUUUAGGAUAUGCUGAAAGAUGUGUUUGAGUGUUUGGGAGUCCGAAAUUAUUCUUCAUAAGGUUUUGAGCUUAGCAGAGUUGUCUUUUUUCAUUCCCAAAAAGAUUCAGCCUCGGCGCAGUGACCACAGCUUCACCUUAUGUGCCAAGAUGAAACCUAGGUGGAAUAUUUGUAUAUUGCCUGUCACACUGAUGGAUGAUUUAUGCGAGGAUGGUUGAGCAGCACAUAUCUGGUGAACAGAUUGUACUAGCCAAGAGAGGAUAGCUUACUAUAAUAGUACUGGGUUUCGUAGAUUUUGAAUGGCCAAUACGGGAACUAUUCUGUUGGAGCGAUAUGAAUUGGGGAGAUUACUAGGACAAGGUACAUUUGCUAAGGUUUACUAUGGUAGGAGUAUCAGGACUGGGCAGAGUGUUGCCAUCAAAGUCAUUGAUAAGGAAAAAGUUUUGAGGGUUGGGCUCGUGAAUCAGGUCAAACGGGAAAUAUCAGUUAUGAGACUAGUUCGACAUCCUAAUAUUGUGCACCUUUAUGAAGUCAUGGCCACAAAGAGCAAGAUUUAUUUUGUGAUGGAAUAUGUUAAAGGAGGUGAGCUCUUUAACAAGGUGGCCAGAGGAAGGCUUAAAGAGGAUGUUGCACGAAAAUAUUUUCAACAGUUGAUAAAUGCUGUAGAUUUCUGCCAUAGCAGGGGUGUCUAUCACCGGGAUUUGAAACCAGAAAACUUACUACUAGACGAGGAUGAAAACUUGAAAAUUUCUGAUUUUGGUUUAAGUGCUCUUGCUGAGUCAAAGCGCCAAGAUGGACUCCUCCACACUACCUGUGGGACUCCAGCCUAUGUUGCUCCUGAGGUGAUCAAUAGAAAAGGGUAUGAUGGGGCUAAAGCUGAUAUCUGGUCAUGUGGGGUGAUCCUAUAUGUGUUGUUGGCUGGUUAUCUUCCAUUUCAUGACUCGAAUUUGAUGGAGAUGUAUAGGAAAAUUGGCAAAUCUGAGUUCAAAUGUCCCAGUUGGUUCCCCCCUGAAGUGCGGCGGCUACUUGUGAGAAUGUUGGAUCCCAAUCCACAUACUAGAAUUUCAAUUGCCAAAAUUAAAGAAAGUUCCUGGUCCAAGAGGGGAAUAGCUUCUAAAUCUGUCAAAGCAGACACUGAAAGGAAGGAUCUGGCUUCAGCAUGUACAGAGUCGGCUGCUGGUUCCUCUGAGAACAAGCAAAACGUGGCCACGCUGUCAAACUUGAAUGCAUUUGAUAUCAUUUCCCUUUCUGCUGGCUUUGAUUUAUCGAGAUUAUUUGAGGAUAGUCCUUUAAAGAAAGAAGCUAGAUUCACAUCCUGCAAACCUGCAUCAGUCAUCAUAUCUAAGCUGGAAGAUGUCGCAAAGCGCCUGAAUCUAAAAGUCAGCAAAAGGGAUGCUGGAUUGUUAAGGUUUGAAGGUUCAAAAGAAGGAAGAAAGGGGAUUUUAUCGAUUGACACGGAGAUCUUUGAGGUAACUCCAGCUUUUUAUUUGGUGGAGGUCAAGAAGUCCAACGGAGAUACAUUGGAAUAUCAGAAAAUUUUAAAUGAAGGCCUGAGGCCUGGUUUACAGGAUAUUGUUUGGGCGUGGCAAUUAGAACCACCACCUCAACAGUCCGAACAGCAGCUGGAUGAGCAAUCAAAUAGUCAGCUUCAGCAACAACAACAUUCAGAUAACCUGCAACAACUCUCGGAGCAGGAGCAGCAGCAACUGCUAUGUCCACCGCAACUACUUCAGCAAGAGCAGUUACCUUGAUUAUAUAAUACACUUUCAAUUUCGGCAUUAUCUAGUAGAUGUAUUUUUGGUUCCUCCAGUCUCCUGACUCUUAUAUGUUUCGUCUGUGUAAAUGUCUCUCAAGUAUAAGUGUUUUUCUGUUUUUUUUUUUUUUUUAAAAUAAAAGGUGCAAGUGUUGUUUUUCUUA